This is a messenger RNA of Malaclemys terrapin pileata, 5024 nucleotides long. RefSeq names its product myosin light chain kinase 2 (gene MYLK2). The transcript is spliced from 14 exons. The coding region runs from base 368 to 2611 and encodes 747 amino acids. Gene Ontology annotation, molecular function: protein serine/threonine kinase activity; ATP binding. Gene Ontology annotation, biological process: protein phosphorylation; intracellular signal transduction; positive regulation of apoptotic process. Lineage: Eukaryota; Metazoa; Chordata; Testudines; Emydidae. Gene Ontology annotation, cellular component: cytoplasm; nucleus. The record is from RefSeq and is a predicted model, not a curated record.
UCUGGCCUUCUGAGGUACCCAAGGAGCUGCCACCCCUCCACAGCCACUGUCCUAAGCGCAGCUGCUGCACCGGCCGUUGACUGUCUCCAUGCCCUGGCCCGGCAGGAGAGGAGAGGAGAGGCCGGCGGAGAAUGGAGUGUCCUUUGAACGCGCUCCAGCAGUGACAGGUGGCCUGAAAGGCGACGCGUAACGCGCUCACACUGCUGUAAAGGAUACUGCUGUCCGCGCACUAAUCCGGCUCCGUCCCACGGAGUAUAGAAGGGGCCGGCUCCGUCCCAGCACUGGCACAGCUCGCACGCUGCUCGGACCGCCUGCUGCCCCGGGGACCCCAGGGCAUGGCGGGGGGGUGCUAGGACCCGCGCUCCCGAUGGCUGCAACAGCAGGAAGCCCCGAGCACGGGCUGCCGAGCAUGGAAGCAGAAGCCAAGCCAAGGCCCGCAGAGAUGCCCCAGGGUUUGGAGGGCCCCGCUGGGCAGCCAGCCGCUGCCACGGCUCCUUCGGAGGGGGUGCCAGUGGGCCAGAAUGCCGGGCCUUGCACCAGCGUGGGGGAGGACACGGCCCCCGGCGGAGCAGAGAGACUGCCCCAGUCUGCCCCAGCAACCUCGCAGCCAACGGCGAGAGGAGAAAAGGCAGAGCCUGGAGAGAAGGGCGCCCCCGUGGCUGGGAAGGGGGCGAAGGCCGGUGAGAAGAAAGCAGAGGCCAAAGAGGGGGCAGAAAGCCAGAGCCAGCCUACGGCCUCCAAGCACGAGCCCCCAGCUCCCCAGUGGAGCCAGAGCUGCCCAGUCAGCAACCAGAGACCAGGGGAGGAGCCCCGGGUGGUGAAGAUGGGAGCCGAAGAGGCCUCUGCACGUGCAGAGAAGAGUCCGCAGGGUCCAGCAACUCCCGCCAAAGGAGCCAGCGCUUUGCCGGCAGAGCCCAGUCUAGUGGAGGUGCCUGGCCCUGCUUCGGAUGCCCCCAGAGACCAGACUUGUGCAGAGAAACCCACCCCAAGUGAGGUGCCCAGCCCAGCUAGUAGCAGCGGGGACAUGACCCCCGCAGAGCCCCCCAGCUCAGUGGGGCUACCCCACCCUGCUUCAGACGAGACCCCCGCAGAGCCCCCCAGCUCAGUGGGGCUACCCCACCCUGCUUCAGACGAGACCCCCGCAGAGCCCCCCCGCUCAGUGGGGCUACCCCACCCUGCUUCAGACGAGACCCCUGCAGAGCCCCCCAGCUCAGUGGGGCUACCCCACCCUGCUUCAGACGAGACCCCUGCAGAGCCCCCCAGCUCAGAGGGGCUACCCCACCCUGCUUCAGACGAGACCCCUGCAGAGCCCCCCAGCUCAGAGGGGCUACCCCACCCUGCUUCAGACGAGACCCCUGCAGAGCCCCCCAGCUCAGAGGGGCUACCCCACCCUGCUUCAGAUGAGACCCCUGCAGAGCCCCCAAGCUCAGUGAAGCAGCCUUCUCUAGCCUUGAACAUCCCCAGAAAUGCUGGGAAAACAGGCCCUGUGGCUGAGGAACAGCCACCUUCACCAGAGGAGGAAGAACUGGAGCCCCCGCCCAGCCCCUACCUAACGCCAGACUUCGGGAAAGAGGACCCUUUCCAGAUACUGGAUGAUGUUCCUCCGCCACCCGCUCCCUUCGCCCAUCGCAUUGUCACCCUGAAAUCCGGCACCGUGAACAGCAUGUUCAACAUCAACACCAAGGAGAUGCUGGGAGGGGGGAAGUUUGGCGAAGUCCGCACGUGCACCGAGAGAGGGACGGGGCUCAAACUUGCAGCCAAAAUCAUUAGGAAACAGGGGUCGAAGGACAAGGAGAUGGCCUUGGUUGAAAUCGAGGUGAUGAACCAGUUGAACCACAGGAACCUGAUCCAGCUCUAUGAAGCCAUCGAGACACCACGGGAAAUCGUCCUCUUCAUGGAGUUUGUGGAGGGCGGGGAGCUCUUUGAGCGCAUCAUCGACGAGGAUUACCACCUGACAGAAGUGGACUGCAUGGUGUUCGUGAGGCAGAUCUGCGACGGGAUCACCUUCAUGCAUCAGAUGCGCGUCCUGCACUUGGACCUCAAGCCUGAGAACAUCCUGUGUGUCACCUCCACGGGGCACAUGGUGAAGAUCAUCGACUUUGGGCUGGCGCGAAGAUACAACCCGCGGGAGAAGCUGAAAGUGAACUUUGGGACCCCCGAGUUCCUGUCCCCGGAGGUGGUGAACUACGACCAAGUCUCCUAUUCGACAGACAUGUGGAGUCUGGGCGUGAUCACCUACAUGUUGCUAAGCGGCCUCUCCCCUUUCCUGGGAGAUGACGACACUGAAACCCUGAACAACGUCCUGGAAGCCAAGUGGUACUUCGACGAGGAAGCCUUUGAGGGCAUCUCGGAUGAAGCCAAGGACUUCGUCUCGAAUCUGAUUAUCAAGCAGAAGAGCGGCCGGAUGAGCGCGGCCAAGUGCCUCCAGCACCCCUGGCUGAACGACCUGGCCGAGAAGGCCAAGCGCUGCAACCGGCGUCUGAAAUCCCAGGUCCUGCUCCGGAAGUACGUCAUGCGGCGACGCUGGAAGAAAAACUUUAUUGGUGUGUGUGCUGCCAACCGAUUCAAGAAGAUCAGCAGCUCGGGAUCCCUGACGGCGCUGGGUGUCUGAGUGCGGGGCUGAGCUGGGUGGGAUUUGAGCAAGGCCAAAGGGUGAUCCCCUGAAAUCUGAGCUGUGGAUUGAAGGCCUGUUCCCCGGGGACUGCACAGGAAAGUGGCAUGUAGUCCCCGCUUCUGGAGGCAGUAGGAUCUCCACUUGGGUCCGGAAUCAAUCCGCUUCCCAAACACAAGGAGUUCCCCGCUGGGGCAAUGAAUUGAGAUAUCCCAGUUCUGUACAGAUGUGCAAUUCCUGCUCCUACUGCGGUGAGAUUACCGCUGGAUCCCAUCCCGCUGAGAGUCUGGCUCUAGAUUCUGUCCCUGCUGUAGAUCCCAUCCCGCACUGCUACUGCUCGAGGGUCUGGGCCACCGGGAUAAUGCCGCUCUGACUCCUGAACUGCUGCGAGAUGACGCCUCUCGGUCCUGUGCCUUGUGUGCGGCUCCGGAUCCGGAUCCCAGGCGCCUGCAAAACUGCCUCUGUGGAUCUCCUGCUGGUUCAAUACCACCACACUGGGAUUCCCGCUGUCUGUGAUCCUGGACCACUAGGACAUACUAUACCUUUGAUCCCAUGGAGAUUACUGGUCUGAAGCUCACACACGUGUGGUGUUGCCAGCUUAGCACCCUGUAUCCCUGCUACAGAUUCUGUGCUGCUGUGACAGCUACCCCGCUGCAUCCCGUAGGCUCCUGAUCCUAACCACUGUGCAAUUACCAGGCCCGGCCUCUUCUGUAUCCCCUAGUGCGGCUGAGUCCCAUCCUCCCUGUGCUGCUCUUGGCCUGGACCCUUUGCUGUAGUGAGACGACGGCGCUGACCUCGCCGAGCUGUGGAAUUGCCGAUUGGAAUCCCACCGCACGGGCGACCGGAGGUGCGGAGAGCACCUUGCAAAGCCUACACUGCAGCAGCGUUGGACUCCACUUUGCAAUUCCCUGCGUCCUGCUGUUCGUGUUCCACUCCCGUUCUGAGACGUGCAAUGGGACACGCAGACCAGCCUGCUGAGUGCUGCAAGGUCCCUUCUCUUGCUGGGCUCAGUACGCACCACACACCAGUCACUACCUGAGAACCAAGAUUCCUGCUCUCGGCCUCUGAGUGCAAUAGGAGACACGCCAUGGCAACGUCACCAGCAUUGAUGGUCACGGCCUCAGGAUGCAAUGACAUCUGUGUACGGCUGUCUGGAGCUGUGCUCCCAGCUCCUGAGUGCAGCGUGCACUCCCCAGCCCGCAGGUGGGAUGGCUACUGCCAGUCUCUGGAUCUGCUCACCACUGGACUAGCACACGAGGCUGCUGCAUGAGCAGAAAACCAUCUCUCCCCAUGAUCGGGGUCCUAGAAGCCAGGCUGCAGGGCCGAGUUCCUGUUAGUGCCGGGAGGCUCCGCGCACAGGAAAGGAGGAAGUGCAGAGCACAGAUUCCAGGCGCGUUCCCCAGAUGGAGGCCAGGGAAGAAAGAACGAGGCUUUGUGCUAGUUCCUAACCUCCCUGCCCUUCUGAGCUGCCAGCGGGGGGGAGAACACAACCUUCCCUUCACACAUCCCCCAGAAGAUAAAGGCAAGAGCGCAUCCUAAUGCAGACCAGCUGGGCUCGCCUCUCUCCCUCGCACAUAUGAAAGGACUGCUUCAGCCCUGACCACCAACGCACAGGAACUACCCUUCGCUCGCUGGGCCCAGGGACCCCCCGAUGGGAGGAGAGUGUGGGAGCUCCCUCAGGGUGUGGCGUUUCCUUUGCCUUCCAUCCUGUUCAACAGCGGGCAGGGCUGGAUCCCAGGGAAACCCGCUGCCGACCUGCCAGUGAUGUCUGAACUGCACGGGGGCAUCUAGGCCCCUCUCGGGUGGGAGUUGCCUCCCCUGGUGAUGCAGGAGCUCCUGCGUGGCCCAGCGUGCUGAUGUAGUAGCCGAUGUAGGGGUUGGGGUGGGGGGAUCCUCCAUGGAGUCGGAGGGCUUGUUCCUCUCUUGGGAGGGGGUUUGCAGAAUGAGUGUGAGGCCACGUCCCUUCCCGCCCAACUGACCCCCCCCCCCCCGGGCUUGGUGUGGUCCACAGGCGAUUCGUUAUGGGGGGGGGCUGCUAGCUAACGGCAGCCUGUAUCUGUUAGGCACAGAAACAACCAGACAGCACCUGGCCCAGCCCGAAAGUGCCUCCCACACAGCACGUGCUCUGAGCCACCCCCCCAGCUGGGGUACGUUGGUGGGACUCCGUUGACCUCAGAGGAUCUGCACCAGUUUCCACCAGCUGAGGUCUCUUCGUUAGAACCCUUCUCCCUCUGCCCCAUUUUCACCCAGGGUCCGCUGGAUUUCCUCUGCCCAGCAGAGCACAGCCCCCAGCCCCCGUAUAUGUGUGCCCUCCCUAGCAGCAGCCCCCCAGUAGUGCAGAAAGACGUACGUUCUCUUGAGAGACCCCAGAGCUCUCGGCUUAAUGUAAAUAAAUGUACAGGUCCGAUGCCAA